Molecule: messenger RNA, 1170 nt
Organism: Vigna radiata var. radiata (mung bean)
Lineage: Eukaryota; Viridiplantae; Streptophyta; Magnoliopsida; Fabales; Fabaceae
Product: serine/threonine-protein kinase-like protein At3g51990
Exons: 3
Coding region: 1-1170 (389 amino acids)
Biological process (GO): protein phosphorylation
Cellular component (GO): plasma membrane
Molecular function (GO): protein kinase activity; ATP binding
Source: RefSeq, a predicted model, not a curated record
AUGGAAUAUGCUGCUUUGAGAAGGUCAUUGUCUCUACCCUAUGGAUGUCCUGUUAGUAAAAUCUUGGUGCUUCUAGGGGUGGAUGUCAAUAACGAGCAUAAAUGUAUCUGGAGUUCCUCAAAUGUAUUUGACAGAGACUCUUUUAUGUCUCUUGGAUUAGUAAAGACCAUAAAUGGAUGGAGAUUUAUGGGAGAAAACUUUUCUGAAGAAAUUACAGGAAAAACAUCAGAGUUGACAAUUAAAGGAACACGUUUAUUUCCUGAAUCAAACUUUGAAAAAUAUGUCGCCGAACAUAUAAGGAUUCUGUAUGAUAAAAUUGAGAAUCUUACACUUCUGCAGAAAGGAAAUCUGGAACUGAACAAAGAGAAAUUGUGCAAACAUGACGAAGCUCUGCAAAAUCGUUUGGCUCUGCAAACUGCUAAAGCCAUGGACACGCUUCACUCCUCGACCCCUCCUGUGAUUCACCGUGACAUAAAGUCUGCGAACGUUAUCAUCGACCGCAACUACAAUGCGAGAUUGGGGGAUUUUGGUUUAGCCUUGAGAGGCCAUGUUGAUGACUACAGACUCAGGUCCCCUCCCCCUGCAGACACUAUGGGCUAUCUUGAUCCUUGUUAUGUAACUCCUGAUAAUUUGAGCACAAAAACUGAUGUUUUCAGCUUUGGGAUUUCGCUGCUGGAGAUUAUAAGUGGAAAGAAGGCCAUUGACAUCACUUAUUCACCACCUUCUAUCAUGGAUUGGGCUAUUCCUCUCAUCAAGAAAGGGAAGCUUUUGGUUGUUUAUGAUCCUAGAAUUGUACCUCCCAAGGAUCCGGUUGUGAGGAAGCAGUUGGCUAUGAUUGCUGCCAAGUGUGUGAGGUCUUGCAGGGAGAGGAGACCUUCCAUGAAGGAGGUUGUUACUUGGCUCUGUGGGCUGUGUAAAUUGGUGCCUCUUCAUUCUUGGAAUGGUUUUAACAACCCUUGCAUGAUGGUUGAGACUGUGGGGCGCCCCGUCGAAGCAAGAAAUGAUGAAUUCAAUUCUAGACUGGCAGGUGUGGAAGAGGGAAAUAUUGAAGCUUUGGAUGGAAGACUUUCCAAAUCUGCAAUGAGGUAUUCCCGGAGGGUGUAUUCUGAUUUAAAGGUAUUCCCGGAGGGUGUAUUAUACAAAAGAACACUCAUUCAACUUAAUACAUAA